Messenger RNA from Recurvomyces mirabilis, 2403 nucleotides. RefSeq lists its product as uncharacterized. Bases 1 to 2403 code for a protein of 800 amino acids. The record is from RefSeq and is a predicted model, not a curated record. Gene Ontology annotation, molecular function: protein binding. The transcript is spliced from 3 exons. Lineage: Eukaryota; Fungi; Ascomycota; Dothideomycetes; Mycosphaerellales; Teratosphaeriaceae.
AUGGCGAUUGACACAAUACCCUACCGCGAUGCCGACAACCUAGUCCAUGCGCAAAAGGCCUUCUAUCCUGUACGCAUACCUGUCUCACAUUGGCAACUCCGCCACUACAUCUCCUCCCCCGAACCCGACCUCCUCUACUACGCCAGCAGCCACGACAUCUACUGCCUGAACACCACUACCGAGAAGCGCAAACUCGUCGCCACUUUGCCCUUCGAAGCGAGAUGUACGGCUGCGGGUCACGGCUGGGUGUGUGUUGGCGGGGAGGACGAGGGACAUUUCGCUGCGAUCAAGUUGGAUGGUGGGUCCCGGACAUCGCUGGACGUCGACUCUGCUCUUCCGCUUGAGCCGUGGCGGUCUAACACGUACAGUAGUGUGGAGAGUGGGCGUCGAGCGGCGAGUGUCAAGGUGGAGAGGAUUGGAGAGGAAAUCGUGAACAGCAUCUCCAUCCACCGGAUACAGGACGAGGAGGCCCAUCUAGACGAUAUCGUCGCGGUGCUCACGAAUAACGAUAAGACGGUACGGGUAUACAGUCUACCCCAAGGCGUAGAGACGACAGUCCUGGAUCUGCCCUUUGCUAUGAACCAUGCCACUAUUUCCCCGGACGGACAGACUUUGGUGGCUGUGGGUGACUUCAACCAAGCUUACUUCUUCCAACGAGAAUUGAGUGUGCCUCCGCCUCAGAUCCCGAAACCGCAUAAUCGGCUCACGAGCUCGAGUUGUGAGUGGACGCUUAUGAGCGUGGUGGGUUUGCAUGCGGCGGAGACUACAUCUGGCUACUUCACUACCGCAUGGUCUCCCAACGGUCAUCUUGUUGCUGUGGGGUCGGAAGGCGGCUAUGUCACCGUCUUCGAUAUGGAGAUGUUGAUGAGUUCGGAGGUUGACGACGAGGAUGCGAUUGUGGCGGUCGUGCCGGGUUCAAGACCGGAAUUGUCCUCCUUUCCCGGUGCUGUGCGAUCGAUGAUGUUCGCGCCGGAUCCGUGGGAUCUGCUUAUUUGGGCGGAGGAUCAGGGGCGGAUAUGUAUCGGUGAUUUGCGGACGGGGUUGAAGACGAAGCAGGUUGUGAAUCUGGAGCCGAAGGAUGCCGGGCUGGAGAAGCUGGUGUAUGAGGAAGCGCCGGGGGAUGGGCUCCCGGCUGCGAAUAUUCCUGCGCCAUCGAGAGAUAUACAUGAUCUGGAACAGGAAUUCUUGAGACGAUACGGACAGGCGGCGCCUGAUAAUGCCACGGCUGUCAAUUUUGCUACAGAGUACAUUGAGGCACGAAGGCGGCAACGACAGCAACGGCAGGAUAUGGCUAGUCUACGCUCUGUGGCCAACUCAGCUGGUGUCAGUGCGUUGGAAGACGAUCCGCAAGGUCUUACGGCUCGCGAGCAGCAGAUCUUGGAGAGUCUACGGACGACGAGACAGCGGGAAGAGGCACGGGCACAUGGUAGUGGGAAUAGUGCAGCGGGAGUCACCUACACAAGUCCGGAAUUGUUCCAUGCAGAGUCCCGCUCGGCAACGCCAUAUACUCGUGACCUUUCUGGCUCCGCAAGGCCGAUAAGUGAGAUCCUCAACUCCGUCCCGGAUUCUUUCCCAGAACUCUCACGAUCUAGUGGUACGAACACCACGAGCACAGCUUCCGACCAACCACCUAUGCUCCCCUCUCUCGACGAAAUCCAAGACGUGGUCUCCGGCCGCCAACGAUCUUCCGGCUCCUGGCUCUCGAGAACAAUCGAGGGUUCACGCCUCCCUCGUCGUCGAGCCUCCGUCGUCCUUCCGCCUUCUUACGCAGGCGCGAUGCCGCCUAGUACCUCUCACGCAGCGGCUGGAACACCUCGAGGACACCGAGCUCCCGGCCAGGCUCUUUCGUCAACACAUCCGCAUCCAGGCGAUGAAGAAAACCCGUGGCGCACAAUCGAAGAGCACAUGACGCUUGCACGGGGUCCGCUGUUCGAAGGCGCAGCACAAGCAACUGCUUCCUCACCCCUCCCGCCUCCCUUGGCACCUUCGUCCUUCAGGCCUUCAGAGCAGGAACUCGAGGUCGAACUAGCCGCCGAACGCGCCCGAGCCCGAUCAUUAGCCCGACAACGCGAACGUGUACGCGGUAUGCGUACCACCGCCGCCGCGGAAGCCACGGGCGCCAAUGCCACUACUGCGUCUACUACUCCUCUAACAACAGAGCAGCAAGUCCGUCGUCUAGCGGGUUUUCCGGAGGGUUACGAGAUGCUUAUGCGGAGGGGUCAGGUGAGGGGGAUGGGGAUGGGGUUUACGGGGGCUGGGUCGAGGGAGGUUGGGGUCCGGACGGCGGGGUUGGCGGUUAGUGGGGAUGGCAGGCGGUUGUGGGCGGCGUGUGAGGAGGGGAUUUUCGAGGUGGAAAUUAAUGUUAAGGGGAGGUUGUUUUGGCCUAGUGUUGAGGUGAGGUGA